AGGCUAUAUUUGACGCCGAUGUUGGGAUAUAUAUAUCUGUACCAGAUUCCAAGGCCGUCGAAGAUCACAGACUUGGGCAGGACUUAGCAUCACAGUAACCGUUGAACUCGAAUACCCACUCCCGGAACAAGCUUGGAUUCAUCGGCAACAAAACAUGACAGUCUACGUCAUCACAGGGGCCAGGGCGGGCAUCGGGUUGGAGUAUGUUCGCCAGCUCGCUACGAGCCCAUCCAACACCGUCUUUGCUGUGAUACGAAGCCUAACAGCCGACAUCACCACACUCACGGCGCUCCAGCAAGACGGCCCCGGGAAAGUCCACAUCAUCGAGUGUGACGUAUCAUCGGAGACCUCCAUCAGCACCCUAACCUCGAAGCUCUCCUCGACCCUCGGCACAGACACCAAAAUCGACGUCCUCAUCAACAACGCCGCCAUCCUCCACUCCCGCCAGGAGACGAGCCUCACCCUGUCCAGCGACGCGCUGCUCUCGCACAUCACUACCAACGUCAUCGGCCCCGCCAAGGUCCUGCAGGCCGUGCUGCCGCUCCUCGCCGACGGCGCCGUGGUCGCCAACAUCACCUCGGGCAUCGGCAGCUUGGCCAUGCUCACGGACGGGCGCAUCAACGCUGAGAUCACGCCGUAUAGCAUCAGCAAGACGGCGCUGAAUAUGCUGACUGUCCACCAGGCUAGGCAUCUGAGGGGCAGGGCUGUGGUCGUGUGCGUCGAUCCGGGUCAUGUGAAGACCGAGAUGGGCGGACCCGAGGCUGUGGUUGAGGUUGGGGAUAGCGCUAGGGGGGUGCUGGGGACGUUGGCGUCUUUGACGAUGGCGGAUACGGGGAAGUUUCUGUUAUAUAAUGGGACUGGGCUGCCAUGGUAGCUGAUGUGGGAAGUCUGUCGAUGGAUUCGGGAUUUUUGGAGCUGUUCUAGUGCUGGGAAACUUGAUGAUUUAGUUUGAGGAACUAUAAU
This is a messenger RNA of Phialemonium atrogriseum, 963 nucleotides long. Its product is annotated as NADP-dependent dehydrogenase-like protein. Lineage: Eukaryota; Fungi; Ascomycota; Sordariomycetes; Cephalothecales; Cephalothecaceae. The transcript has a single exon. Bases 155 to 874 code for a protein of 239 amino acids. Gene Ontology annotation, molecular function: oxidoreductase activity, acting on the CH-OH group of donors, NAD or NADP as acceptor. The record is from RefSeq and is a predicted model, not a curated record.